Molecule: messenger RNA, 737 nt
Organism: Paramacrobiotus metropolitanus
Lineage: Eukaryota; Metazoa; Tardigrada; Eutardigrada; Parachela; Macrobiotidae
Product: hairy/enhancer-of-split related with YRPW motif protein 1-like
Exons: 7
Coding region: 120-719 (199 amino acids)
Biological process (GO): regulation of neurogenesis; regulation of transcription by RNA polymerase II; anterior/posterior pattern specification
Cellular component (GO): nucleus
Molecular function (GO): DNA-binding transcription factor activity, RNA polymerase II-specific; protein dimerization activity; RNA polymerase II cis-regulatory region sequence-specific DNA binding
Source: RefSeq, a predicted model, not a curated record
CAGCAAUUUAAUGCCCAAAUUUAUGUUCCGCCCGUUUAAUCUGACAGCGAGCGAGUCUGGAAAGUUCGAAAAAAGAUAAAAAAGUUUCCGCAUCUUGACGCAAAAUCGAGACAGAAAGUAUGUGGAACAGUGCUUUAAAUGGGGACCAGUCGUCUGGAGACAUACACAGAAGGACGCUCUCCAGGAGGGAUGACAUUCCAAGCAAUCCGAGCAGUGCCGUGGAGAGGCAUGUUGCCGUAGCCAGUUCCAAAAGGGCAAACAUCAUGAUCGCGGAAUUAUUAAUCUGCGAUUCUUCUAACUUCCGUAAUGGCGUCCACGAAGAGCAAAAGGAAGCUGUUACGGAAGAAGCGAAUAUCAGUAAGAAAAGCUCCUUCGGACCAACUCGCAGGAAACGGCGAGGGAUUGUUGAGAAAAGGAGGCGCGAUCGCAUAAACAGCAGUCUGGUAGAAUUACGGAACCUCAUACUAUCUGCUACUGGAAAGAUGGAACUUCAAGACACAAGCAAACUGGACAAAUCGGAGAUCCUGCAAAGAACCAUAGACUAUUUAAGGUCACUACAAUCCAAAAGAAAUCUUGGUUCAAAAAAUGUCGAAGCUUUUAUGGCUGGUUUCCAGGAAUGCAUAAGCAAUGGGGUUACUACGAAAUUCCACAAGGGAACGGAGCGAUCAGCCAUUGGGCUGCACCUGUGCAAGCUCAUAAUUCGGAACCUUAUGGACUGAAUCACUUCCGACCGCGGC